AUGGGUACCUUUUUAUUGAGUGUCUACUAUGCGCCAGGGAGGGCUGGGGUUUUCCGGGCUAAGGAGCCAGAUUGGGCGAGUGGCCAGGGCAUCGAAGGGUUAAAUUCCGAGCGCACCACGGGGGUGGGGGUAGUGGAGUCUCCCCUAGGAAGAGCCUCCUCCCUCCGGAAACCCGGGCGGGCGCGGAGAGCUAGGGCAGGGCUGCCCCGCUGGCGCGCAGCCGCCCCCGCGCCGCGCAGCCCCCUCGCGCCCCGGGAGCAGCAGCUCUGGGGUUACAACAAAAGGGGGCUGGAGGCCGGGCCUGCGGCGGGGGCCGCCUGCGGGGAAGGGGGUGGGCCCGGGGAGGGGUUUGCCGCCCCGCUCCGGUUAAAAGUCCGCGGGCGACUGGAGCGCGCGGCUUCCUCCCCUCGGGGCUCGCCUUGGCCAGCUCGCGGAGAACUCUGCUUGGCGGCUGCUCUCCGACCCUGGGCUCAGCGGCGACCGGCGCAGAUAGAGGCCCCCGUGGAGAGCGCAACCCGGCCCAGCCACAGCCACCCCGGACCCCUGCUGCCAAGAAGCACCUGCCGCCUUUCGAGCCGGCCCACCCCUCCCAGGGCUCCUUCCGUGGGAUCCUCCAGCCACCGCACGGGGAUGGAGAGGCCACUGGGCUCCUGCCCGCGCUGCUGCCUGGCUGUGCUCGUCCUGCUGCCCGCCCUGAGCCUGGCCCAGUACGAGAGCUGGCCCUCCUCGCUCCAAUACCCCGAGUACUUCCAGCAGCCGGCCCCCGAGUACCAGCAGCCCCAGGUACCCUUGGACGUGGUCAAGAUCCAGCUGCGCCUGGCCGGCCAGAAGAGAAAGCACAGCGAAGGCCGGGUGGAGGUGUACUAUGACGGCCAGUGGGGCACCGUGUGCGACGACGACUUCUCCAUCCAUGCCGCCCACGUGGUCUGCCGGGAGCUGGGAUACGUGGAAGCCAAGUCCUGGACCGCCAGCUCCUCCUACGGCAGAGGCGAAGGGCCCAUCUGGCUGGACAAUGUCUACUGCACCGGGAAGGAGGCCACCCUCGCGGCCUGCACCUCCAACGGCUGGGGCGUCACCGACUGCAAGCACACGGAAGACGUCGGGGUGGUGUGCAGUGACAAGAGGAUUCCUGGGUUCAAAUUCGACAAUUCGGUGUUCAAUCAGAUAGAGGCAAGUCCUGUGCUCUUGGUCAUGACCCCUCCUGGGAGCGGUUUUCUUCUUCCAUGUGGAUUUCCACAAGUGUGUGUGUGUGUGUGUGUGUGUGUGUCCGUGUCCUGAGGAGGGGGACCCAACCCAAUUGGAUUAGGGAAAGAUUUCGGGACAAAAGGAGGUAGCGGUGGAGGAUGGAUUUCCCAGGCCUGGAGAGCAGCCUGAACAGAGACCCCAGGUUCAGGGGUGUGCAGGCUGGAGCUGAGUCAGGUGUGUGUCUGGGAGCAGCGUGGACGGACACCAGGAGGAUGGGCAGGAGACACCUGGCUGUGCUUGGGAGCUGGUCCUCCAGGUUGGAAACAUGUCUUGGCUGUUACUUGCUGCAUAGCUCCAAAUAACCAGCGUGUAUUAUCUCACUGCUCUGGCUUGAUAUGAUUUGGGUCCCAAUCUCAUGGUGAACAAAAAGCCCCAAAGUCAUAAAUGAAUGGUACUAAGGUGGGUGCAGACUUGACCCAAUUAUGGUGUUUUGGUGGUGAGCCCAGUGACGGGUCCUUGGGUCACUGGGGGCUCACCCUCAGCAGGUGGUUCUCGGCAGAGGGGUGCUAUAAAAUCCAGAGAUGAGCCCGGCCACUCUCUCUGCUUCCUGGCUCACCACAUUCCUUCCCUCACGCACCACUUUCCACCACUGCCACCAUGCUCAGAGGCCAAACCAGCGGGGCCACCUGAUCUUGAAACUUGAGCCUCAAGAUUUAUGAGUGAACUAACAUAUAAAGUCAGUUUUCUCAGGUAUUCCAUUGUAGUACCAGAAAGCUAACACACUGCACGCAGUUCUGAGCCCCAGGGCCAGGUGUGACCUAGCUCGUCCAUUCUGCUUCGAGUCUCUCCCAAAGCUGCAGCCAAGCUGUGGACGAGGACCAGGGGAUUCCUUCCUUGGCUCGAGUGGCAGUCCGCUCGCUGGAGACUCCUGCUGGCUGUUGCCUGGGGCCCGCCACUCUUCUCUAUGUGGCCUCUCCGUAGGCUGCCUGGGGGUUUACAGGACAUGGUACUUGUGUGUCCCCGAGCAAGUGACCCAAAGGCCAGAGGGAAGGAGCACCAGCCGGAAGGCACAGUCCUCCAUAACCUAACCCCAGGCUGAUAGAGCAUCCCUUCUGCUAUGUUCCUUUGGCCACAUGGAGACCAACCCCAGCGCCAUGUGGGCGGGGGCAUGUAGCACCAGGGUCUGAACACAGAUGGUGGAGGUCCUUGGGAGCCAUCCCGGAGGCUGGUGACCACGGGGCAGCUGUCCCCAAAUCUAGCCCUGACCCACUGGAUCCCAGUUGCCCGCUCAGGGGGUUGGAUCAUUUCCUUCCAGAUCCCCCUUAAGGCUGAGACAUUGCCAGCCUGACUGAAUCAGGAUUCAGAAGUGGCCCCAAGGCCGGUGACCGUCCCUGGGCAUAUGUGGUUCUGAUUCGGGCUGAGCUUUCCGACAACCCAGUUAAUGAACACGUGUUGCGCUACUCUUGCGUGUAGUUAGGUGGGGCUUAGGGCGGGAGGAGCCGGCAGCUAAGAGCCCCGCCCUCCAGGGCUGUGGGAUCUGUAGCAAACCCAGGCUUCGCCGUGUUUUGGCCUCCAGCUCACCCCAGCACUCAGGGCUGAGAAAGGUGACUUGAAGUGGCCGUGUCUGGGCCCCACAGAGUCGUCUGUCCGUCCUCCUGUCAUGACUCACCCGCCCUGCUCUUUCCACACACGUUCCUAGAGCGCACGGAAUACAUUGGGAACUUGUCCAAGCCUGCGCCAUUGCGCGGGGUGGGAUUUCCAGCCUUCUCCCGGCUGGCAGGAUGAGACCCCUGGUGGUCGACAGUCUCCAGGGACUGCUGUUUUAUUCAUGGUCGCAAGAGAGUGUCGGAGAGCCUUGUACUUUAUUUAGUGUUUCCGCACCGAUGACAGCUUUGCUUCAUCAUGAAGUUGGUUAUUGGUGGGAGGAGUUGUCCAAACCAAUUCCGCAGAAUGCCCACUGUUGGUCACUCAUCUGCAAUGGUUAGCACCCCCUUCUAAUCGGUGUCUCUCGCCUCCUGUGAGAUUCGGGUGGUCCCUAGAGAGCAGGGCUGUGCUUUUUCCAUCACUGUUUCCAGUGGGUACAGUGUGCCUGUGGGUUAGGGCUGAGAAAAUGAGGCGAUUCACUGCCACCAGAAAACAAAUAUAAUCUUGGAAAAAGGAUUCGAGGGGCCUUUCACUGGCUAAUGUUUAUUAGAGACCUACUGUGUGCUAGUUCCAUGGCAAUAAGAUGGGCAUCUAAGUGGAAUAUACACAGGAAUUUGGGAGACAAAUAUGUUGGCAAGGACUUCCUUAUUCCCAAAGGGCUGAGAUAACUUGAUAAGAAAGCUUUGUGCCCACCUUUAUUCUGCAUGCUUGUUGGGUGCCUGCUGCACCUACACACACCGUGGUCUGGGCCCAUGGCCCUCUGACCUGUGAGGACCUGCAGUGAGCCUUGCGGGGAGCCAAGGGCAUGGGCCUUGAUGAUCGUGCAAUAACCAGACAGGGGAGACACUGGGGUUAAAGGGCCAGAGGACAGUCCCAGCCUCCCACAUGCUGCAUGUCCCUCGCAGGCCACAUUCUGGCCGUCACUCAGCGCUGAGGUCACCACAAGCCAGGGUGGAGCUUGCUCAUCCAGCCACGCCUUCUUCCCUUUGGUGUUUGCCGGUGCCAAGGGCAUGGGAGGGCCCGACCUCAGAACGUCUGGGGAGCUUUGUGAGUUUCCAGAGAUUCUGGCACCCAGGGCUCCAUGGCUAAAACUCCUGCUUACUGUCAGUGCUGGCCUGAUUGGGGGGGGGAGGGCAUUAUGGCAUCCACAAGGGAUAGUUGUGGGAUGCUGAGCGUGAUCGUGUACUCGCCUGUGUCCCUGCUUGGAGUUGCAGAGCCAAUCCUCUGGGCUAGGGAAAUGCUCCCUGUUAGGUUUUCGUGGACAGGAGAAAGAGCUGUAGCUUCGGUGGACCUGCAGUCAGCUCUCGAUACGCAGUGGGAACUAAUUUAUGUGAACCCAGCGGGGGAUCCCUAGGGACGUACCUAGAGCUCUCUGCUCCUGCCUCAUCAGGCAGGAAUUGGCGUGGAGAUUGAAAUGUGCACCUGAUAAAAUGCACAGGGCAUAGAAACUCGGAGAGAUUGCUGGGGCAGAGAUGUACGGCAUGAAGAUGAGAAAAACCCCGGGAGGUUGAAUUAAUAGGCUCAAACCAUAGCUUGUUAGGAGCGAAUAUAAGAUCCUCUAUCAUGGGGUGGGGUAGGGGGCGGGGAGGGAACAGCCACAAGGGUAUAGGCUACAGGGAGAGAGACGGAAGAGCCUUGGUUAUCUUUUGAAAGUGGUGGUGCCGGCGCCGCGGCUCACUAUGCUAAUCCUCCGCUUGCGGCGCUGGCACACCGGGUUCUCGUCCCAGUCGGGGCGCCGGAUUCUGUCCCGGUUGCCCCUCUUCCAGGCCAGCUCUCUGCUGUGGCCAGGGAGUGCAGUGGAGGAUGGCCCACGUACUUGGGCCCUGCACCUCAUGGGAGACCAGGAGAAGUACCUGGCUCCUGCCUUCGGAUCAGCGCGGUGCGCCGGCAGCAGCGCACCGGCCGCAGCGGCCAUUGGAGGGUGAACCAACGGCAAAAAAGGAAGACCUUUCUCUGUCUCUCUCACUGUCCACUCUGCCUGUCAAAAAAAAAAAAAAAAAAAAAAGAAAGAAAGAAAGAAAAAAGAAAAUGGUGGUGGUGGGGGUCUCUGAGAGGGCACUGAUAGAUUUAUGCUAAAGACCCAGCAUAGGCAUGAGUAUGGGAUGGCUGUUACAGAAGUGAACGAAGCAGUUAGACUGAGAGGAGAAUGCUUUCCCUGAACUUGCUGGGGUUUGGACCAGUAGCCGAGGGCAGGGUUCAGUCCUGGAUUCAGCUCACAAGUAGGUCCUCCAGAGGAGGGGCCGGCAGGUUGGACACACGUCCAGAAACCAUGUCAUCAGAGGAGCUAAAGGGAUGUUGUCAAGAAAAGAGCUGUGAGAGACAAGACGAGCUUCUUCGAAUAUUUGAAAUACAGUCCUUCCUUCCUACAGGAGGGAGAAGGUCAAGAUCUGUGUCUGUCCCUUAGAAAACAUGGCCCAGAAUUUGCAUGCCACCUGUACCCUUCUCCCAUACAUGCCAAGACGUCUCUGGAUGACUUAGCUUACCUAAUGCAAUAGAAAUGUGGGGCAUAUGGUUCCUACACUGCAUUGUUCAGGGACUAAUGACAGGAAAAGGCUCUGUGCUUGCUCCACAUGGACCAUUCUUCCCCCUCCUCUUUGAUCUGCGGUCGGCGGAACCUGCAGGUGCAGAACUUGUGGCUAUGGAGGGCCGGCUGCACCACCGUGGAGAAGAAUGUCAGUAAUUCAUUCCAGCUCCCAGAGCUGGGCCACGGGGGAGGGAGGUAGACUUCAGCUCACAGAGCGCUGGUCUCCCCUUGCAGGAGGGGUGCUCUCCUUGCCACUGGAGGAGUGCAGGCAGGAACUGGGGGGACCUCUUGCCUGGAAUAUUGUGCUGAGAUCCCCACGUGGAGGAGGAAGUGGGAUUAUGUGAUUGCCAAGUUCUCAGAUCCCUCGUUCCUCAGCACCUGUGAAAACACACCCAUCGCAUGUUGGGAUGGCUUUUGGCAGUGUGCACCUUGUGUCAUACAUGCUUGUGCACACACACAUGCACACACGCACACGGAGAAAGCAUGCUAACUAGUAUGCACAUCGUGUGCUUCUGCUCUCUCCCUGCUUAUUCCCUGGCCCCUUGCAAUCUUGGCCUUGACACCAGCUGCAAACCUUGCACCCUCACUCUUCCACAUCAGAGAGGCAGAGCGAAAGCCCUCCUUCCACCUCCACUGGUGGGGCCUGUACAUUUUAACGUGGCCAAGAGUGAAAUGCAGUGAAAAUUGUGACCCCAGCCAUAAACCACGGGGCCGUGGGAUGUGGGCAGGUCUCUGCUCACUCCUGGAGAUCAGGGACAGGAUACAGAGCUGUGCCUCCUCCGGCACCCACUGGAACUCCCCUAGCAGAGACUGGAAGAAAACAGAGUCCUUCUAGCCCAAGUUCAUUCAUACCAGAGACGUGAGUCACUGUGCCGGAACCUGGCUGAUGGAAUUUCACUUGAUGAACUUGACUGCUGCCCUUGACUCCUGCCUUUGUCUGGGGCAUCCUUGGGGGCUCCCCCGGCCCCCUUUGUAAGUUCCCUUCUUCUAACGAAUGACCCCACCUGGGCAGAGUUCACAAGUCGACCCCUAUGCUUCCUGCUGACCCGCAGCCAGAACACUGGACGCGUGCUGAUGUCAGCUGAAGUGGGAGAAAUUUUAUCCCUUGAGCUGGGGCGGCCUGUAGUCUACAGUGGCAAUGGUUUUCCCAUCAAAAUGAUACAGCGUGUACUCAUCAUUUAGAAAGCAGUUUGGAAUAUUCUGCAGGGGAAAAAACAAUCAGAUGGUUUCUAUAAAAGUGCUUUGCAGACUGCAGAAGGCUGCAGUAGGUUCACCCUGCACCCCCCUGGGGGUCGCCAGAGGCGUGAGUCACUCAGCGCCGGGGCCUGGCGGGUGGAGUUUCACUUGGUGAGCUACUGUGCUUUCAUGACUCCUAGGGACGCCCUUGGGUGCUUCUUGGCUCCCUCCAAGGCAAGUUCAGUGAAUGGCUGUGUGGUCUCCUGUAGGCAGUGAGCCGGGCGGAGCCUCGGUUCUCUUUCCCAAGGCAGGCUGUGCCUCUCCAUCUUGCAACCUCAGUCUCAGUUUUAGACCCACGAGCCGAAAGCCUGGGCUGCGGUUCCACAGAGACUGGGGCUUGCCAUAACCGACCGUUCUCGGGGCCCUGGGCACCGCGCUAUAAAGCGGCUGUUUGGCUGGAUGCGAGGGAAAUGAACCUUAGGUCCUGGGGCUUCCUGCGAGGCGGGCAAGCAGGCGCAAAUGAUGAAAUGGGAAAUGCUGCUGGUGCCAAGUGAACGGGUCUCUUUGAAACCCCGAGAACAGAGCCGCAGCCAAGCCCCCUGGGACCCCAGGGGCUCUUAAACCCGAGAGGCUUUCUUUCCUGCCUGUGGCCGGCGGCUGAGUUGGAAAAAACAUUAGAUAAGGUGAGACGACAAAUCCAGAUGCCCUUCUGAGAAAACCUAUUUUCUUUGGCCGCUUUGCGCAUGGCUGGGACCAGGUGGUGUUGGAUCAGAGAACAUUCGACUCUUUUCUCCUGCCUUCACCUCCUGCCUCACCUUCCUCCCUACCUAAUUUUUUUUUAAUGCCUCUCUUGGAAAAAGCAGUUACAUUAGCAGAACGGGUUAGAAAUCCCCAGGCUGUAGAAUUUGGGUGCCGUCUAACCCCUGAGGGUUCUCCUUGGUGUCCGUGGACAGCCUAGGAGGUCUGGAGGGACAGAGACAAGAGAAAGCAGCUCACUGCCACCCGAGGGGAGAAUCCGGUACCCAGCCGUGCGCUUGCUCACGUUCCCUGUUCCCUGGCCGGAUGCUGAGACCUGAACAAGCCCUUUCUUCUCCCCUUAACCACAGGCACUGAGUCUGUUGCAAAUGUUUAAAAUUCCACGACGCCAGACUUUUAUUGGUCGCAGUCACUGCCAAGUGUUUUUCAACAUUGCCCUGCCAGCGGCAGCCCUAUCUGUCCACCUCUCUGGGGGCUCCAGGAGGUGGAGCUGGAAAGGGAAGGGUCUCGAGAGAGACUUCCAGGAACUCUGAGCACUUCUCAGCGCGGGAGCUGGAUCCCUCAUCCCCACCUGCUGCCCCACCGGAGGGUAGAUGCGCAGGUUGCCCUCAGCGGUGGCUUGGCAGAGAAAAGAGCUCCGUGUUCCUCUCUGUAUACUAAGGAGGUGGUGGUUGCUCCGUGCCCAAAUAUGGACCCCUUUCCCCAGGUGAUUGCGGGAGAGCUGGACAGCAGUGGGCAGUUCGGGCCAUGCCCUGCAUGCUUCCAUUCCCCGGGAGCCCUCUACCUGUGGCCAGGGCUCACCGGCCGGCCAGCCCACCAGAGAAGAGGCACUGAGGUGACCUAUUUUCCCAAAUGAAAGUAGGUCGCAGCGUCUGGAGAGCAAAGGGGUGUCUGUGCAGAGGACAGAACAAGAUUAUUUGAAGUUAUGCUCCUCCGGGCCAGCCUGGGAGCCUGGUUCCUGGCCUGGGUGCUGCACACGCAGCCGUCUGAGCAGAGCUCGCUGGUUGCUUUUGAGAUGAGAUGAGAUGAUCACAUGGAGGAGUCAGCAGCAUUCUGAUUGGCUUUGGAGGAAAUCGAUCAAUGAAUGGUGUGUACUUAGCUCGGAAGAGUGUGCAUCGGUCGGUCCAUUGGGUGGCAGUUUGGAGAAGAGAAGGGACAGUUCAGGAGAGGCCAGGGAGAAACCGCCAUGCAGAGGAAGUAGGGGCUGGAGUUGGGCCAGCAAAAGCCCUACCCUGAUUGGGCGGGUCCGAUCUGUAGGGCAGCCUGGUGACACCAUGGGGCGGGGCUGGCAGUGUCCAGCCUGACUCUGCCAUGGCCCCGAGUGGUUCCUUUGCGUCCUCUGCCAUGCUGGGUGGUCAGUGCCAGGAAUCUCCCUGCUUCAUCCCCCUGAGGCCACUGCUCAGGCCCUGGUCAUUCAUUCAUUCCCUGGAUACAUUUCAGGCCCUGGUCAUUCAUUCAUUCAUUGGAUGCAUUUAAUUGCACUGAGCCCUCCCCCAGGCCAGCAGAGGAAGGAGGUGAUGCAAUGGUCAGCCUUGGCCAGCUGGAGCUUGCCACCCUGCAGUAGAGAAAUGUCAUGAGUCAUCAUCCCGUUACCAUGGUGAUGUUGCUAUGAAGAGAACCACCAGAUCCACCAGCAGGCUGUCUGGCGGUUGGUCUGGUCGGGCCCAGGGUUUGCCUGGCGUGUGGUCUCCACGUCCCCGCCAGGACUGGGGGAGCUUCGGGGUCAGAGGGACCGGCUGCAGGAGCCAGUGUCCCCCCAUCCCCCAGGCCUCCAGCCAGGGGCAGGGCUCACCCCUGCUCCAUAGAAGCAGCCUCUGUCGCCUCCCCCGGGGCUUCUAGGUCGGAAAAUGAAGCAGAGAGCGUGCAGUUUUCCAGCCGCGCUGCGGAGCUCUUGAUUUAAACAGGAGGGCGCAGACAGGCUGCCGGUUUUUUCCCCGGGUGGUGUCUGUGUGACCUCAGCUCUCCACGCACCUCCCCUCCACGCCAUCCUCAGUCUCAGCCCCUCCGCCCCUGCCAGUUCCCAGCACGGAUGGUGGGGGAACAGAAACCGUCUAAAUGCCGUCUGGUCCAGCUGCAUGCCUAGACCAUGUUAAACUCUGAAUUCCUGAUUUGAUCAUCAAAAGGGGGUAAUUGCAGUGUAAUCGCUUCUUCUGCAUCAUGCCUCAUGCUGUCCAGACAGUAGCCAGCUCACUAAGCCUUCUGAACAAAUGCGGCUCAGGAACUAUUGGUAUCAGAUCUCAAGGGACCGAGAGGGGGGUGUUAAAUAGCUCAGAGGACAAGAGAACGCCUGGACACAGUUGCCCAAGUAGUGCCUUUGUGCAAAAUCUGGGGCCAGAGAGCCCAGCAUCUCUAACUAAGCCAGCCUAUCACUGGGUGGAAGAAAGCUCGUCCCAGGAGUGUUUGAGGACCUACUGUGUGUCUGGCACGAGAAGCUGUGGGCAAUGCACUGAUGCAGGAGGCACAGUUCUUCCCUCGAAGGGGAGCUCACAGACCAUACUGGGAAGAGAAAUAUUAGACAAAAUAGUCAGCGUCAGCCAAGGACUAACUGAGAAACUCGGGCAGCAGAUGCUGGAGGGAAACAAUGAAAAAAAAAUAGGAAAUCAGAUCUAAGUGGGUGGGGAAUGUGGGGGCCGGGAGAGGGCUUUGGGGAGAAGGUAGUGCUGUCUCUUCCUCUCUGAGCCAGGAGGCUGUGGCGACAAGGGACCUGUCCAUCUGCUUGCCCUGUCCGUCUCAGGUCCCACACAAUGCCUGGGACGGAUGACACUCAACAGUAUUUGUGAAUGAACGGAUGAGAUCAUCCCCGAGGGUCAGCAGGAUGCUGAUAGGUAAAGAGAAGGGAAGAGAGAAUUGCAGAGGGUGGCUGGAGCCGUAGCCUCCAGGGGGCGCUACAGUCUGAGCAGGGCGUGUCAGUGCGCCGUGGUUAAAGUGGAUGAGCGUGUCGGUGGACUGGAUCUGAGAUGGCAGCCCGGGGCUCCGUGCGGCCAGGAGAUUGCCAUGCCCGUUUUCUACUCCCCCGGUGCUUGUCCAUCAUCCCAGCCAGGCCACUGCAGCAGGGACGGAGAACUGAUGGGAGGGCGGAGAGGCACUGCUGGGUCCCGGUGGGCUCCAGAAGUGAGGAUGAGAGAGGGGAGUCAGAACUGCAUGGCGGACCCGCGCUCGGCAAAAGGACGGGAGCCCCCCGGGACCCCAGGAGAGGAGGAAAGUCUGAGGGCGCAUUUUGAGUGAUCAGCUUGUCGAGCUCUGGAAGGUGCCACGGUGGCUGAAGGUCCCUAUCUGGAAGGCCGUUCCUUUCCUGUUUAUAAAUAACUGCAGACGGAAGGCUGAGGCCGGCGGAGCCAGAUGCUGGGAUCAGCCAGCAGUGGAGGCAGGUGGCCUGCUUCCCGAGCCGAGGGUGUGUAGAACUAACCCGCAGUGCGUUGCACUUGGCCUGCCUCUGGAGAGGCUGCAUCUCCCCCACGUGGUCUCCCCUACAUGGCCGUGUCUCCCCCACGUGGCCUCCCCUACAUGGCCGUGUCUCCCCCACGUGGCCUCCCCUACAUGGCUGCGUCUUCCUGACAUGGUCUCCCCUACGUGGCUGCAUCUCCCCCAUGUGGUCUCCCCUUUGUGGCUGCAUCUCCCCCAUGUGGCCUCCCCUAAGUGGCCGUGUCUCCCCCACGUGGUCCCCCCUACCUGGCUGCGUCUUCCUGACAUGGUCUCCCCUAGGUGGCUGCAUCUCCCUCACGUGGCCUCCCCUAAGUGGCCAUGUCUCCUCCAUGUGGCCUCCCCUACGUGGCCUCCCCACACCAGCACCACUCCUAGGAUGACUUCUCCAGCGAAAAACCUGGGCUGGUCACAGUUCUGACUGCUAGAAUGGAAGGAGGGAGAAAGCUAAGUAGUAUCAAUAUUGAAAUAGAAUCCAAGCUGAAAAUACUUAUUGUUGAUUAAAUGGCUUUUUUCUAUUUAGAAUUAAAAUAAAAGGCAGUCCUGGAACAAUCAGAUUUAAGUUUAUCUUUUAGCUUUAUUUUGUUUACACUCCACAAGCAAAGAGGAAUCUCAAACAAUCCUGAAAGAGCCCAUUAGCUCAUUCAUGUAGAUGCCAAAGGCUUUAUGUAGGCUCUAGUACUCUCCAUUGUCUCUCUUUUAUUCAAACAUGUAAAAAGCAGGUCUUAUAAUCAGGCCAUAAAUUUUUAAUAAGUGAGUACCUCUGGUCUUUUUAUUUAUUUAUUUAAGCCUCAAUGCCAAAUACUGCAAUAUUAUAUUUGGGAUAUAAUGGGAACUGAGCAAAUUAUAGACUUAUUUCUAGAUGAAUUCCCUCCUCUCAUAUUCAUAGAAAAUGUAGAGUUAAUUAAAUGCUUUAGCAAUUAGAACAGUGCCAGACAGUGUCAGCAAUGCUUGCUGGUGGGCCACUGUUGUUCUUUUCAUCAGUGUCAUGAUCCUUUCAUGAUCUUAAACAAAAGUAACUCUGUAGGCAAGUUUUAGUUUUCCUUUAGGCCAUUGAACUACUUAAAUUUCAGGCACUAAGUGAUUUAAUACAAGAAGUAGGAAAGUACCACUGAAUUAUUCAAAAAUUAAAUUCCAGAGCACUGAAGCAUCAAAGUGGGCCUGCUGAAAAUGGCGGCUCUCAGUCCUUCCAGCUCCCCCGUGCCUGAUGGCCUUUCCAAGGCGAUGGUCCUAGGUGACCUUGUUCUGCUUUAUGUUCUGCCUGGUGUUUGGCACAUAAAAAUCACUCAAAGUAAUCACCACCCACGAAUGCCAGUGGAACUAAGCUAUUCUUUUUCAGGUGCUUGAUUUGUGUCAUUUAAGCCCAAAAAAUAUACUGAGAGAGAAUUUGAAUAUUUCAUUAAAACAUGAGAGAAGUUCAUAUUAAGAGCAGAUUAAGCAAUCUCUCCAAAUUGGCUUCAAGAGUACUUCAAAAAUUUUGUGGAAAACAGAGGAAAAUAUAAUUUAUUUUGGUGCAAACAUUUUUGAAGUCCAUGUAUUGUCCAUAUUCUCCAAGAACUUUAUGAAAACACCUUGAAUCUGGAUAGACUCUGAAGCAGGCUUUGUGAAGUACUUUGGAGACAUUGUUGAAAAAUUUGCAUUGGCAUGUUUAUAAGGACAUUUUUCUAGGCAUAUGAAUAUUUGUAUUUCCCAACCCUGGAAAUGAGUUAGUCUGAAAUUAUUCCAGUAUAGAAAUAUUACAUAAGUGGGAAUUUGUGGGAAAUUAAGAUGGUAUGUGAGAUUCUCAUGUCUUAGAUCAGAGCAUGGAUUUGAGUUGUGGCAUUAGCUCCUAGCUCUGCCUUCCUGCUAAUGCAGACCCUGGGAAGAAGCGGGCUAUGAUGUAAGCAGUUGCGUUCCUACCACCUGCAUGGGAGAUCUGUAUUGAGUUCCAGGAUCCCAGCUUGUAUCCUGGGUAGGAGACUGUUGUGGGCAUUUGGGAAGUGAACCUGCUGAUGGGAGUGUUCAUGUUCUCGCUCUCUCACUCUCUCACUCUCUAUCUCUCCCUCCCUCCAUCCACUUAUCUCAAAUAAAUAAUUUUUUGAAAACUCUAUGAAUAAAGGAACGUUGCACAGGUUGGAGGGAGGGAAGACAGCCAAUUAUUAAGGUCUUUUGAAAGAUUCCUUCAGAUACCAAUCUCAAGACUGUAAUUCCCUAACUGAAGGUGCAAUAACAACCAGAUCAAAAUGCAAACUGUGCAGUUCUGUUCAUGGAAUAAGUGCCAAGUCCAAGCUCCAUGUUUUAAGGACAUUUCAAAUACACAUAAUCAAUAAGCUUCUGAGUCUGGCAUGUGUUUUCUCUCAGCUUAUUCUUUCAAAUUAUAAAAAACAGAAAGGAGAGACUAAUUCAUGACAGUAAAGUUCUAAAGAGGAGCUGUGAGAACAAUGGAGUAAGUAUAAAAACAACAUUAAUAUUCUGAUCUGUUUCACCCCACUCCGAAUCAUAAAAGAAAGUAGUGGUCUCAGUUUAAAUUGAAUAGUGUCUCCAGGGGUGUCUGAUCACAUAUCUUUGUUCUGGUGAACAGAAAGACCAGAAACAGAAUUGUGUAUUUACUCCACUACUAAAGACAGGGAUGUGAUGGUUUGUACUCAGCCAUUAAUUAGCAAGCAUUUAUGACUAUUCGGCUCUAAAAAAGUGCUGGGGAAAAUAGGAAAUGACAAGGGAAUGCAAUCCACCUUCACAAAGUUUACGACAUGAUUAUUUAAUUGAUUAAAUCCAUUUCAUACAUAUGAGUAAAACUGCAGAGUGGUAUAAAAGUACAAAAAAAGGAUGUGGAAACAAAGUUCAUACAUGCAGAAGAGGGGGUUACUUCCUGAUUUCAGUGGCUGUGAGUCUGGGGGUUUUGUAGUUGUUGUUUUAAAGCUUAUCUUUCUUGCAUGCUGGGACCAUUUCCCUUGCAACAAGAACACCACGUGCUUCAGGUUUUGGAAACAGAUACACCCAGAAAAGAUGCUCUGAAAGCUCACUAGGGGUUCCUAAUCCAGUCAAGUUGACAGCUAAAACCAACCAUCACACUGCCCAGGAAGAUAAGAAGAGUGACAAAAAGAGAGAACAGCUUUAAUCAGUGCUAUUAAUUUUAUCUACACAUACAUACACACGGGCCUUGAUCUUAAAACAGGCCAUGAGAGUUAGCUAGAUGAAAAAUUCUCCUAUUUCAUGUCUGGAUAAUCAUUUCUCAAUAAAAACUCCAUCCUAGGGUUGGCCAGCUACUGGCAGAGGGACGAGUCUUAUAUGUCAUGUGCUCUUGUAAAUAAAGCUUUUUUUUUUUUUUUUUUUGACAGGCAGA
This is a messenger RNA of Oryctolagus cuniculus (rabbit), 14027 nucleotides long. NCBI's taxonomy places the organism in Eukaryota, Metazoa, Chordata, Mammalia, Lagomorpha, Leporidae. The record is from RefSeq and is a predicted model, not a curated record.